AUGCUCCGAACUCGCCAGGCCGCAAAGGCCAUCCGGGCCGUCGCCAAUGCCCGAUCCUUCACCACCACAUCAGCCGUUGCCUCCGUUCACACUUCAAAGAAGGUCGCCAGUUCCAGGAAUCAAUCUACUGCUGCUGCACCUGCACGCGAUAUCCCCAGUCCAGGAUUCAAUGUCGAGAAGAACCAAAGCAAUGUCCAGCCUCUGGUCAACCCCCGGAAAAACGACAUGGAUGAGUCUUUCAUUGGAAAGACUGGUGGUGAAAUCUUCCACGAGAUGAUGCUUCGACAUGGUGUGAAACACAUCUUUGGAUACCCUGGCGGUGCCAUUCUCCCCGUUUUCGAUGCCAUCUACAACUCAAAGCACUUCGACUUUAUCCUCCCUCGCCACGAGCAAGGUGCUGGCCACAUGGCCGAGGGUUAUGCCCGAGCUUCUGGCAAGCCCGGUGUUGUUCUCGUCACAUCUGGCCCCGGUGCUACAAAUGUCAUCACACCUAUGCAGGAUGCUCUGUCUGACGGUACCCCCAUGGUUGUCUUCACCGGUCAGGUCGUGACAACUGCCAUUGGUAGUGAUGCUUUCCAAGAGGCCGACGUUGUCGGUAUCUCUCGUGCAUGCACCAAGUGGAAUGUCAUGGUCAAGAACGUUGCCGAACUUCCUCGACGCAUCAACGAAGCUUUCGAGAUCGCCACCAGCGGUCGCCCCGGUCCCGUCCUCGUCGAUCUUCCCAAGGAUGUCACUGCCGGUGUCCUACGGAGAGCUAUCCCUACCGAGACUGCUCUGCCUUCUCUGCCUAGCGCCGCUUCCCGCGCUGCUAUGGAUGUGACCAAGAAGCAGCUCGAGGGUGCCCUCCAGCGUGUCGGCAACCUCGUCAACAAGGCCAAGAAGCCCAUCAUCUAUGCUGGUCAGGGUAUCAUUCUUUCCGAGGGUGGUCCCGAGAUCCUCAAGGAGCUCGCUGACAAGUCCUCCAUCCCCGUUACGACUACUCUCCAGGGUCUAGGUGCCUACGACGAACUCGACGAGAAGUCCCUGCACAUGCUUGGUAUGCACGGCUCUGCUUACGCCAACAUGGCCAUGCAGGAAGCCGAUCUUAUCAUCGCUCUCGGUGCCCGAUUCGACGACCGUGUUACUCUGAGCAUUGCCAAGUUCGCCCCCGGUGCCAAGGCCGCUGCUGCUGAGGGCCGUGGUGGUAUCGUCCACUUUGAGAUCAUGCCCAAGAACAUCAACAAGGUUGUUCAAGCAACUGAGGCCAUCGAGGGUGAUGUCGCCACCAACCUGAAGGAGCUUCUGCCUUUGAUUGAGUCCAAGACAAUGGACGACCGCAAGGAGUGGUUCAACAAGAUCAACGAGUGGAAGAAGAAGUGGCCCCUGACCGACUACGAGCGUGCUGAGCGCUCUGGUCUCAUUAAGCCCCAGACUCUGAUUGAGGAGCUCAGCAACCUCGUUGCGGACCGCAAGGACCAGACUUAUAUCGCCACUGGUGUCGGUCAACAUCAAAUGUGGACUGCCCAGCACUUCCGAUGGAGACACCCCAGAUCCAUGAUCACCUCUGGUGGUCUUGGUACCAUGGGUUACGGUCUACCCGCUGCCAUUGGUGCCAAGGUUGCCCAGCCUGAUGCUCUUGUUAUUGACAUCGACGGUGACGCUUCUUUCAACAUGACCCUGAC
This is a messenger RNA of Fusarium tjaetaba, 1661 nucleotides long. RefSeq names its product acetolactate synthase. The record is from RefSeq and is a predicted model, not a curated record. Gene Ontology annotation, biological process: L-valine biosynthetic process. The transcript is spliced from 4 exons. Lineage: Eukaryota; Fungi; Ascomycota; Sordariomycetes; Hypocreales; Nectriaceae. The annotation marks the transcript as partial. Gene Ontology annotation, molecular function: acetolactate synthase activity; magnesium ion binding; thiamine pyrophosphate binding. Gene Ontology annotation, cellular component: mitochondrion; acetolactate synthase complex.